Messenger RNA from Plasmodium inui San Antonio 1, 1506 nucleotides. RefSeq lists its product as hypothetical. The transcript has 3 exons. Lineage: Eukaryota; Apicomplexa; Aconoidasida; Haemosporida; Plasmodiidae. Gene Ontology annotation, cellular component: plasma membrane; endoplasmic reticulum; Golgi apparatus. The record is from RefSeq and is a predicted model, not a curated record. The coding region runs from base 1 to 1506 and encodes 501 amino acids.
AUGAACCUCCCAAAUGGGACCAAUGAGAAAGGGAAAGACACAAAAUCGAAAUUAGUCGCGCUGAAGGAGGAGGAACCUCCUCAACAGAGCCAAUUUCUCAGCCAGAGAGACAUCGAUAAAAAAGGGAAAGCCUCCCCGGCAGACAGACCAAUCAAGCCAAUCCCAUCAAUGCAGUAUGAUGGAGACACACCACCCAGGUGUUAUCCCCACAGUGGGCCCCCUCCCAUGAACGGGAAGAGAAAACACCACAAUCCUAAUAUGGACGAAAAUUUCAACUGCAUCAACGGAGUUACGAAUGAAGACGCCGUCGAGGAACAUUUGAAGAGAAGGGUACUGCCCAAGGGGAGGGAAGUCCCUGCCAUCGGGGAAGUCGCCUCGAUGGGGGGAGUCCCCCCCCUUUGGCACCGUACCUGGUCCUCAUCGAUAACCCUAGACAAGACAAGAGAGGACAACCCAAAAGGGGACAACCCGGCCUGGAAAAACUCGCAAGAAAAAAAAAAAAAAAAGAGUGGCGCUCCAUCAAAAAAAAAAAAAAAAAAAAAAAAUACAUCCCUAUUGGAAAAAUUCAAACAACAAGAAUUGAAUUCAAAACAACGUUCAUGGACCCCCAUCGGAUUGAUCGUAGCAUACACGAGUAUCUCCGUCACUUUUAUCAUCUUGGGUUUGCUGUUCAUUGCCUUGUCUACCACGAGAAAGGAGUGCAGAGUUCCCUACGGGGAGCAGGACACAGACACGGAAGCCAUACAGUUAGAAGUCACCGAAGCCUUCUGCCAUGGACCCGAAAGGCCAUUCCACAAACACGCCUACGUCUACUACGAGCUGCACAAUUUUUACCAAAACCAUAAGAAGUACCUCAUUUCGAAAUCGCACAGUCAGUUGAUGGGCACCGUCUACACCCGGCCAGACCACCUCUCGCAGUGCUUCCCCAUCGCUCAGAACAGGGAAGGAAAGGUGCUGCACCCGUGCGGCCUCGUCGCACGCAGCGUCUUCAACGACACGUUUACCUUAUACAGAGACAAAACACACAACGAAGAGAUCGAGAUGGACGAAUCGAAAGAAGCAAUCACCUGGUACAGCGAUCUAAUUAGAUUUAAGAAUCCAUCGGAAGAAGAAAUGGAGGAGCAUAAAGAACAAGUGGACUUCUGGCUGAUGAAGGAAAAAUAUGUUAGUCUCCUCAAUAUGAACAAAAAAAACGGGUUCGGCGUAGAGAACUCUCAUUUCAUUGUCUGGAUGAAGACGGCAGCACUCUCCGAGUUUCGAAAAAGGUACGCCAGACUGAAUGAGGAGCUCGCUUUGCCAAUCUAUGUCAAGAUAAAAAACAAUUUCCCCGUGAAGGGAUUCCAUGGGAAGAAAUAUCUCGUCAUAGCAGAGGGCUCCGUCUUCGUAAACGAGAAGUCCAGAUCAUUCGGAGUGCUAUACGUCGUCAUCGGGGUUGUCUCCCUCUGCAUUGCCCUGUGCCUCGUGUACAACCAGUGGAAGCACCCUCGCGUCAUGGGCCACAUCUAG